UACAUUUUGCUUAUUUAUGUCAUAAAGCCAAGAAUAAAUGGUGCGAUCUAAAGCUUAAACCUUAAUGAUCAGCUUAAAUAUUGCUUUAGGAUCAUUAAAUAUCGGGUAUGUAGUUACAUACUUAACAUUAUCAAUUGAUACCCUUUUCGCAGUGCUGGGUAUAGGUGAAGAGGAAAAGACAGAGAGAUUAAGUUUACUUGCUGGAAUCCUUCCAUUAGGAAAUGUAGUUGGAGUAUUUGUUGGUUACUUGUUGAAAUAAAAAUUUACAAACAAAUAGUGCCUUCACAUAGCUGAUCUAAUAGGAAUAACUAGUCUGUUAGCUGUUAUAGCUGACUAUUAUCUAAUUGUUGUUGUCAGAUUCUUUCUCGGAGUUUCCAAUGGAAUAUCCAGUUAUUUGAUGCCAGUGUAUAUAAAAUCGAUCUGUCCACAAUAAUAUUUCGGUUAAUUUAGUAUGUUCGUUGGAUAUGGAAUAAAUACAGGCUAUGCAAUUGGAUAGUUGAUGGGAAUAGGAUAUAUAGAUUAUUCUGGGCCAUCUUCUAAUUGGUGGAGAGUGGUGUUCUUGUUCCCAACAGUCAUCUGCAUUCUACGUUCAUGUAUAAUGCAGUUUGUAUUUAAUUAUGACAGUCCUGAAUAAUUGAUACAAAGGGGAAACAUGGAAAAGGCAAAAUAUGUAUUAAAACAGCUAAUCAUUUAGGUCAUUUGCUCAAUUUAUAAAGAUCAAUAUGUUGAUGAACAAUUUGAAAGGUACCAGAAAAUGGCCACUGAUUAAUAGAAAUAAAGUAAUAAAUCAUUCUUGAGUGUUUUUGAAAGAAAGAAACUUGUUACUUUAUAGACUGGAAUAAUAUCGAUGUUAGUAUAAAUAUGGUGUGGAGUGUUUGCAGUAUUUUAUUAUAGUGCUUAAAUAUUCUCUGAUAUGGCUGAUGAUGAUGUUGUUUAGAAGACUAUAUAUACUUUCUGUUUAGGAUUGUCAGGAUUCGUUUCUCAGUUUUUUACAAUCUAUAUGGUCAAUAAAUUGGGAAACAAAUACAUUUUAAUGAUUGGAUCUUUUUUAAUUGGAUCACUUAAUUUAGCUGUUUCAAUUAUUUCUAGACAGGUAACAGCUGGAAAUGAAUUUGCUAUUUUUAUUUUGUUACUACUUUUGGUGAUGACAUUUGGAUCCACUUUAGGUCCAGCUGCUUGGAGUAUUGUACCAUAACUAAAUGAUAGUGAUGGAACCUUUAUCGCUACAGAAUUUAGAUGGGCAUUUUAAGCCAUUGUUGUAUUCUGUUUUCCUUUUAUGGAAAAGAAUCUUAAAAUAUUUGGUGCCUUUUUAUUCUUUGCUAUAAUUGACUUUUUAUAUUUUAUCUAUUGUCACUUCUUUUUGAUCGAUGGCAGAGGAAAAACAACGGAAUAAUUAAUUGCAGCUUAUCAUAAUAAAUUCGGUUAUUCAGUCGUUCCAGUAACCAAUUAAUAGCUAUCAAACAUAUAAACUGAUUUAUAAUAGCCUUAGGAGUAGCAAUUGAUAACUCAAUAAUAAGGAAAUCCAAAGAAUGAAAAUGAAAAGUGA
Paramecium tetraurelia is the source of this 1546-nucleotide messenger RNA. RefSeq lists its product as uncharacterized. The transcript is spliced from 6 exons. Gene Ontology annotation, biological process: transmembrane transport. Gene Ontology annotation, molecular function: myo-inositol:proton symporter activity. Gene Ontology annotation, cellular component: membrane. The record is from RefSeq and is a predicted model, not a curated record. NCBI's taxonomy places the organism in Eukaryota, Ciliophora, Oligohymenophorea, Peniculida, Parameciidae.